UGUCCUUGAAAUCAAAAAAAUACACAAAAUUGAAUUCCCCCCUCCCCCAGGUCUCUCUCUCUCAUAAUUCCUCUUCUUUUCCCGUUCCUUCCUCUUUCUUCUUUUUACAACCUCUUCUUCCCGCUUCAUCAUCUCACAUCACAUAGCGUAUAUGCGUCGAUUCAACAUCCCAGCAUCAGUACUUGUCGCAGCAGCAGCAACAGCCGCAUUCGUUGCUGUGUUCAUACCCACCGCAUCGGCCUUACGUUUCGGUGAACAGUGCGACGCAAGCCCUAUCUACUCAGCCACAUGGCAGUAUGACGACUCUUGCGAAAGCAUCUACCUGUUUUGCGAUCCAGCGACGAACACUUGCAACUACAGAGGAUGCACGAACUCGGAUUACUUGCAAGGAUGGGAUACUAGAGUUCAUGAGUUCCCACCGCGUUGCACUGGCGACACAUUUUGCCCCGACGAUAAUUCCGGCUGCAAAGCAAAGGUGGCUGCCGGUGGAUUCUGUGAGCUUCAACGAGACGAUGAAUGCGCUGGUGUAAACCCGAUCUGUCUUAACUCGACUUGCCACAUCAAGGCAGCACCUUUGGGUGGACAGUGUGGCUCAGACACAACAAUGUACGUGUCCUAUGAUGCCGACAACUACGCUGUCCAACAGAUCAUCGUUCGUGACAACUGCACAUCCGGCACCUACUGUACCGACGACCGAUGCAUCAACUCCAAAGACAACGGCGCUGAAUGUGAGCAGGACCGCGAGUGUAUUUCCGAGUACUGCAACACCGCAGGCAUCUGUGUGAAUGGCCCCGACAUUUUCCACACUAUUCCAAACUGGCUGUGGGGCGUUCUCGGCGCCGCUGUCGUUAUCUUUGUCCUCGUCAUCCUGUUGAUUCUGUGGUUCUUGCACCGAUACCAGUCCAAAAAGGAACACGCCAAGAUGGCCAAGUUCUUUGGUGACAACGAGGAGUUUGCCAAAUACGCCAUGUUGGAGAACGACGACAUGCCUUUGGUCGACCAGCAGUCUUCGACAGCCAUGGACAGCCGUACCAGUGUCGUGUACUUGACCACCCCCGACUAUCACGAGUCGAGCGCACUGUCAUCCAGCAACCGCAAGGGCGCCUUCCGUUCUUCGACAGCUUCGCCUUUGCGCGACUCUACACUUUCGCUUCCAAGAGACUCGGGCAGCUACACGCCACGAGCGCAAACACCCGAUCGCUCCCGUACUCCUGAUCUCCACUAAUAGUAAAACUUGGUAUAUUAUAAAAGCGCCAUCAUCCCAUCCAUCAUUCUCCUUCGCUCCUCCUCCUCCUCCUCCUCCUCAUCCUCACACAUUCGCACACACACACACACACACACACACAUCAUAUACAGUUAAUAGCCUCCACCUCCCACUUCAAUUCA
Zychaea mexicana is the source of this 1386-nucleotide messenger RNA. RefSeq lists its product as uncharacterized. The transcript is spliced from 5 exons. Bases 152 to 1225 code for a protein of 357 amino acids. Lineage: Eukaryota; Fungi; Mucoromycota; Mucoromycetes; Mucorales; Lichtheimiaceae. The record is from RefSeq and is a predicted model, not a curated record.